GGCCUGAACAAUGACAUGAUGACAGGCCAGGGUAACCUAACCUCUACUGAUAUUUAUGUUCAAAUAAGUUGACAGAAGUCUUGUAGAAUGUGAUACUCAUUUAAGGUUAAAGUUAAUAAUUAAUUUAUGAAUUAAUACUGGUCAGCAAGAAACUAAUAUAAAAGAUCUGUUUCUCUGAGGAGCUCUUCACAAACCAUCAGCCAUGAGAGCUGUUGUGCUUGCCCUGACUGUAGCCCUAGUGGCAAGUCAACAGAUCAACCUUGUUCCUGAGUUUGCCCUGGAUAAGACCUAUGUGUACAAGUAUGAGGCUAUGCUCUUGGGUGGUCUUCCUCAAGAAGGUCUGGCCAGAGCAGGUAUAAAAGUCAGCAGCAAGGUUCACCUCAGUGCCGUGACUGAAACCACCUUCCUGAUGAAGCUCAUGGAUCCUUUACUCCACGAGUAUGCUGGCAUUUGGCCCAAGGAUCCAUUUGUUCCUGCCACUAAGCUCACCUCAGCUCUGGCUGCUCAGCUUCAGAUUCCCAUCAAGUUUGAGUAUGCUAAUGGUGUAGUUGGAAAGGUAUUCGCCCCUGCAGGAGUCUCCCCUACAGUACUGAACUUGCACAGAGGAAUCCUCAACAUCCUUCAGCUCAAUCUCAAGAAGACCCAGAACAUCUAUGAGCUGCAAGAGGCUGGAGCUCAGGGAGUGUGCAGGACCCACUAUGUCAUCAGUGAGGAUCCAAAGGCCAACCACAUUAUUGUCACCAAGUCCAAGGAUCUGAGCCACUGCCAGGAGAGAAUCAUGAAGGACGUCGGCUUGGCAUACACUGAGAAGUGUGCUGAAUGCACAGAGCGGGUGAAGAGUCUGAUUGAAACUGCAUCUUACAACUACAUCAUGAAACCAGCUGCAGCCGGUGUACUGAUCGCUGAAGCAACAGUUGAGGAAGUGCAUCAGUUUUCACCCUUCAAUGAGAUCCAUGGUGCUGCCCAGAUGGAAGCAAAACAAACCUUAGCUUUUGUUGAGAUUGAGAAGACCCCCGUCGUUCCAAUCAAAGCUGAUUACUUGGCCCGUGGAUCCCUGCAGUAUGAGUUUGCAACUGAGAUUCUUCAGACCCCCAUUCAACUCAUGAAGAUCAGUGAUGCACCAGCACAGAUUAUCGAGGUCCUAAAGCACUUGGUUGCAAACAAUGUGGCCAUGGUCCAUGAUGAUGCUCCACUUAAGUUUGUUCAGCUCAUCCAGCUCCUGCGUGCUGCCACCUUGGAGAAUAUUGAAGCCAUAUGGGCUCAGUUCAAGGACAAACCAGUUUACAGGCGCUGGCUUCUGGAUGCUCUUCCUGCUGUUGGCACACCAGUCAUUGUGAAAUUCAUCAAGGAGAAGUUCCUGGCUGGUGAACUUACCACUCCCGAGUUCAUUCAGGCUCUUGUGGUUGCUCUGCAAAUGGUCACUGCUGAUUUGGACACCAUCCAGUUGACAGCUAGUUUGGCUUUGCACGAGAAAAUCGCCACAAUCCCAGCUCUGCGUGAAGUCGUCAUGCUUGGAUAUGGUUCCAUGAUUGCCAAACACUGCGUUGCAGUUCCCACUUGUCCUGCCGAGCUCCUCAGGCCCAUCCAUGAGAUUGCUGCAGAAGCCAUUUCCAAAAAUGACAUUCCUGAAAUCACUUUGGCUCUGAAAGUUCUGGGCAAUGCUGGUCACCCUGCUAGUCUUAAACCCAUCAUGAAGCUCCUACCUGGACUGAGAACUGCAGCUACUUCUCUGCCUCUUAGAGUCCAGGUUGAUGCCAUCUUGGCCCUGAGGAACAUUGCCAAGAAGGAGCCCAAACUGGUUCAGCCAGUGGCUCUACAGCUUGUAUUGGACAGGGCUCUCCACCCAGAAGUGCGAAUGGUUGCUUGUAUUGUGUUGUUUGAGGCAAAGCCCUCAGUGGCCCUUGCCUCAAGUCUUGCUGGUGCUUUAAAGACUGAGACUAACAUGCAUGUUGCAAGCUUUGCUUAUUCCCACAUCAAGUCCUUGACCAGAAUCACUGCUCCUGAUAUGGCAGCUGUUGCUGGUGCAGCUAAUGUUGCCAUCAAGCUCAUGAGCCGCAAGCUGGACAGGCUUAGCUUCCGUUUCAGCAGAGCCCUUCAGCUGGACUUCUAUCAUACUCCUCUUAUGAUUGGAGCUGCUGGUAGUGCCUACAUGAUCAAUGAUGCCGCCACCAUCCUGCCCAGAGCUGUUGUAGCUAAAGCACGUGCUUACCUGGCUGGAGCUGCUGCUGAUGUUCUUGAGAUUGGUGUGAGAACUGAAGGAAUCCAGGAGGCUCUUCUGCAAUCUCCUGCUGCAGAUGAAAGUGUUGACCGUGUCACAAAGGUUAAGCGUACCCUGAGAGCACUUGCAAACUGGAAGGCCUUUCCAACCAAUCAACCACUGGCUUCAGCAUACGUCAAAUUACUUGGACAAGAAGUGGCUUAUUUAAACAUUGACAAGACCGUCAUUGAAGAAGCAAUACCGAUUGCCACUGGACCCAAACCACGUGAACUGUUGAAGGCUGCCCUUAAAGCUUUGCAGGAAGGAAUUGCCUUUCAGUACGCCAAACCCCUGCUUGCAGCUGAAGUGCGUCGUAUCUUGCCAACAGCAGUUGGUGUGCCCAUGGAGCUCAGUUUUUACACUGCUGCUGUUGCUGCUGCAAGUGUCAAUGUUAAGGCCACAAUUACACCUCCUCUCCCUGAGGAGAUUGAAACUAUGACUCUUGAGCAGCUGAAGAAGACUGAUGUUCAAUUCCAAGCUGAAGCAAGACCAAGUGUUGCUCUCCAGACCUUUGCUGUGAUGGGAGUGAAUACUGCCUUGAUCCAAGCUGCUGUUAUGGCGAGAGGAAAGAUCCGUACAAUUGCCCCUGGAAAAGUGGCUGCAAGAGCAGACAUUCUCAAGGGCAACUACAAGGUGGAGGCUCUGCCUGUUGAGCUUCCUGAACACAUUGCUGCUGUGAGCUUUGAGACUUUUGCUGUGGUCAGAAACAUUGAAGAGCCCACCGCUGAGAGGACUGUUCCCUUAGUACCUGAGUUGGCCAUGCAAAAUGCCCAGACUCCUGCUGAUUAUUUGUCCUCCGAGAUACCAGAUGAGACUCCUGUGAGAGCUGCUGCUCCAUUUCACAAGACUCUCUGUCUAGCUGUCCCAUACAUUGAAAUCAAGGGGUGCAUUGAGGUGCACUCUCACAAUGCUGCUUUUAUCAGAAAUGCUCCUCUCUUCUACAUAAUUGGACAGCACUCAGCCCGUGCUGCAGUGUCAAGAGCUGAAGGUCCUGCAGUUGAAAGACUGGAGCUUGAGGUCCAAGUUGGUCCUAGAGCUGCUGAGAGGCUCCUGAAGCAAAUCAACCUCAUUGAUGAGGAGACUCCAGAAGGAAAGGCCUUCCUGUUGAAACUGAGGGAAAUCCUGGAGACCGAAGAUAAAAAUGUGCCUGUCUCUUCUGAAAGCAGCAGCAGCAGCCGAAUCAUCAGCAGUUCAAGCUCCUCCAUGUCCAGCUCUCGUGUGACUGAGACUGCCACCAUCAUGGAGCCUUUCAAGAAGUUCCACAAAGAUCGGUACUUGGCACCCCAUGGUGCCUCAAAGGCACGAAGCAGUGGAAGUGCUGCAUCUAGCUUUGAGGCUCUCCAGAAACAGGCUAAGUUCCUCGGAAAUGGUAUUCCACCUGUUUUUGCUGUCAUUGCCCGUGCUGUGAGAGUUGACCACAAGCUGCUGGGCUACCAACUUGCAGCUUACUUUGACAAGCCAACUGCAAGAGUGCAGCUCGUCAUUUCCUCCAUCGCUGAAAAUGACAACCUGAAGAUCUGUGCUGACGGUGCCCUGCUGAGCAAGCACAAAGUCACUGCCAAGGUUGCUUGGGGUCCAGAAUGCCAACAGUAUGCAGUCACUGCUAAAGCUGAAGCCGGUGUCCUGGGCGAAUUCCCUGCUGCACGUAUAGAGCUGGAAUGGGAGAGGCUGCCAGUAAUUGUCACCACCUACGCCAAAAAGCUGUCUAAGCACAUCCCUAUGGCAGCUUUCAAGGCAGGCUUUAGACUUGAAAGAGCAACGAACAGUGAGAAAGAGAUUGAACUGACUGCAGCCUUGCCAACUCAGAGAUCCUUGAAUGUCAUUGCUAGGAUUCCAGAGAUGACACUGUCAAGGAUGGCUAUUCCUCUCCCUGUCGCUGUUCCCAUCAAUCCAGAUGGAACUCUUUCCAUUCAUAUCGAUGAGGACAUUCUCUCCUGGAUCCAAAAACAUAUCAAGGAAGAAUAAGAAAUUAAUUACAUUUUACAUUUUCAGAGGAAAAUGUGAGCUGUACUUGUGUAGAAUUUUUUUCAGUUUAAUUGAAUACAUUAACAAUGUUGUUAUGUAUAUAAUGUAAUACAAUCUAAUGCUAAUAAAUACUCUGCAAGUGUCAGAAUUGUGUGCUGCUUUCACUUUACAGUAACACUCAGUAAAAGUUUUUUUUUUUUUUUUUACACAUUUUCUGAAAGAUAAAUAAAAAUUCAAAGGGGGACCCAAGUUCAAAUCCCGGCAUGUGGUCUUUUCUGACCCUGUCACUCUUACACUUACACUUUGAUUCCUGUCCACUUUCUAUACUGUCCUAAAAAUAAAAUAAAAAAAUACUAAAAAUAAAUCUAAAAAAUGCAGUUAUUUUUUUAUUAUUAUGUCUUUGUCCUUGUUUUAUAUAUUUUAUUUUUAGCUUAUACAUUUACAAUCAUACACAGAUCUUUCCUGAUAUCUGAAAAUCGUCGAACACACUUGUCAAUACAGUAAAGUGACAGACUAGUCACACAUCACCAUCUACAGACAUUUAUGAAUGGAGUGCCCCAUUACAUAUACAGUAAAUUCUAAGUACUCUUAUGUGUACAAAUCCAUUCUUCACUAGGCCUACUUUUUGGGGAAAACAUGUCCCUGUCUUUCACUUGUUUUGUCAAAUUUAAAAGUAUCUUCACCUUCACCCUGCCUUCAUGUGGUAUCAGACAAAUUGCAAAUAAUACUGCAAAUGGGAGUCAUGUGAAAUGACUUAGAGCUCUUGUAGCCUACAUUUGGCCCCUUUUUGUCGAUUUUUUGUUUUAUUUUAAGUUUUAUUCAA
Messenger RNA from Ctenopharyngodon idella (grass carp), 5045 nucleotides. RefSeq names its product vitellogenin-like. NCBI's taxonomy places the organism in Eukaryota, Metazoa, Chordata, Actinopteri, Cypriniformes, Xenocyprididae. Gene Ontology annotation, molecular function: lipid carrier activity. Bases 203 to 4222 code for a protein of 1339 amino acids. The transcript is spliced from 28 exons. The record is from RefSeq and is a predicted model, not a curated record. Gene Ontology annotation, biological process: lipid transport.